Molecule: messenger RNA, 773 nt
Organism: Caenorhabditis angaria
Lineage: Eukaryota; Metazoa; Nematoda; Chromadorea; Rhabditida; Rhabditidae
Source: the annotation of a GenBank genome assembly
AUGACAUUGUUGAUUCUCCUAACCACUCUUCACUUGGCUUUCGCCAAUCAUGCAACAUUGAUUGAACAUCCGUUAUAUGCAGUGGAUCUGUUUCUUCAUUGUAGUAUAAAACAAGAUUGGGGAAUUAAAUUGUUUUUCACAAAUGGUCUCGAUAAUCUACGAGUUCAACAUGAAAAUCAUACUAUUUUGGGUUCGAAUUGGUUCAAUAAAUCAUAUAUUUUAGAAAAAAAGGUGAGUUCAUUAUGAGAGUUGAUUUUAAAAAGUUUUAUAUAUUCAGCCAACUGUGGGAGAUAUAAGUCAAGUUGAUAUUCGUCAUACUUGUAAUGAUGAAGACAAGGGUCCUUGGAGAAAAGUUCGAAGAAAUCUAAAUGAAGAUUACACCGAUUUGAGAAAUUUAGGAACUUGGAUUCGAAAGGGAUAUGUUGAUCCACAUUUGAGACCCUUGCCUGUCGAUUUUUCCUUGAAGUGUGAUGUUAAACUUGACUGGACUGUUGAAAUAAGCUAUAAAAAUGAUUUUGAUGUUGGAAAUAGCCGCAGAGAAACUAUUGAAGUUGAAAAUUCCCAUCAAUUUAAUUUCACGCGUAGUUUUAACAAAAACGUAAGUUAGGAAAUGUUUUUCAACAAAACAAAAACCAAUAAUAAUACCACAUCAGUUUUAGCCAACUCAUAUUGGAUUCACUCACAAUUGUACUUCAAAUCCUAACAAGGAUACAUUGGUUGUUGAAAAAACCGAAUUUAAACGAUAUUUUGAUUUGACUGAUAGAGGUGUAUAA